AACUAAUCGCAACAUCAGUUUCCCAUGUCGUUUCGUACUGACUGAAAAUGUUUUCUUAAAAUUUGACCUUCGCAUUUGCGAAUUUGUUGUAAUUCGAUUGUUUUCCUAUUUGAAAAUUACUAUUAUUUCGGGUAAUGGUGUUCGAUUAGCUUAAGCAUAAUCCAUCCACUUAAAUUAAAAGACAACAAGUACCUUCUCAUUACUGGAUAAUAUAGUAUUUGUUUCAUUUAUCUUGUCCAAGGAACCUCGAAUAGAAAAUGUCUAGCGAAAGUUACAAAGAAGGUAGUUUCGAACAAAAUGGUCACGCUCAACGUAACGAAUACAGUUGGGAAGAAGUUAGCAUUGAAGUUCCAUGGGGAACUGUCCAAGGUAAAUGGUGGGGAGACCGAGAAAAACAACCAAUUUUGGCACUUCAUGGGUGGCAAGAUAAUGCCGGAACCUUUGACAAGCUGUGUCCCCUGCUCGAUCCAGCUUAUCCAGUUUUUUGUAUUGAUUUGCCUGGUCAUGGAAAGUCAACGCCUUUUCCCCCAGGAAUGCAGUAUUAUCUCUUUUGGGAUGGAAUUACUUUAAUUCGAAGGAUUGUCAAGAAAUUUGGCUGGAGUAAAAUGAUCCUGAUGGGUCAUUCUCUGGGAGGUGCUCUUACAUUUAUGUAUGCUUCAGCUUUUCCCGAUGAUGUUAGCAAACUGAUUAAUAUUGAUAUUGCUGGCCCAACUGUUCGUGAUCUUAAAAGGCAAGCUGAUAUCACCGGAUCCGGCAUUGAUAAAUUUCUUGAAUACGAAAAUCUGCCCGAGUCCAAAGUUCCCUGCUACAAUUACAAUGAUAUGGUUGAACUAGUGCUAGAUGCAUACGGUGGCUCAGUAGAUGAAGAAGGUGUGAAAAUUCUUUUAAAACGAGGCAUGCGUCCAGCUCCAAAGCAUUUGCAUUCAAGUGGCUACCACUUUGCCAGAGAUGUGCGACUAAAAGUCAGUUCGUUAGCUAUGUUCAACGCCGACCAAGUGUUAGCAUAUGCAUCGCGCAUCAAGUGUAAGGUGUUGAAUCUUCGUGCUGAUCCUGGAAUGAAAUUUGAAAAUUCGGAUAUGUACGAACGUGUUAUAGAGGCUAUCCGUGAAAGUGCGGAGUUGGUUAUCUAUCGAAAAGUACCUGGAACUCAUCAUGUUCACCUAGUAACACCGCUGGCGGUUUCUGGUGAAAUAAAUAAUUUUUUAAAAAUGUAAAAUAAUGAACAAAAUUCCAAGCAUGGAAAUUAGGAUGUAGUCGGAGGUUAACAUUUCAGAUUUGAGGGGUAGUUUUUUUUUUUGAAAAGCUUGUAAAUACAAAAUUGGUGAUAAAACGAAAUAAAAUUAAAGAAAACAAGACACUAGUGUGUGUUGUGUUUGUCAGUUUAUCGUUUCCUAGCAACGAUUUUUGUUUUGUUUUCAUUGUUUUGUUAAAUCUGCUUUACGAUAGAUUAUGAUUGAAAGAGUACUUAAAUUAAUUUUAAAACGAUGGAGCAAAUUGACGAAAUCAAAGAAAUUCUAAUAAAAUAUUCAACAGCUGAAGAACUCUUGGAUAAAAAAUUACAAGAAAU
Molecule: messenger RNA, 1567 nt
Organism: Episyrphus balteatus (marmalade hoverfly)
Lineage: Eukaryota; Metazoa; Arthropoda; Insecta; Diptera; Syrphidae
Gene: kraken
Product: probable serine hydrolase
Exons: 3
Coding region: 258-1214 (318 amino acids)
Source: RefSeq, a predicted model, not a curated record